Messenger RNA from Asterias rubens (European starfish), 2571 nucleotides. RefSeq lists its product as uncharacterized. Bases 445 to 1644 code for a protein of 399 amino acids. Lineage: Eukaryota; Metazoa; Echinodermata; Asteroidea; Forcipulatida; Asteriidae. The transcript is spliced from 2 exons. The record is from RefSeq and is a predicted model, not a curated record.
GGGGGGACAAUCGAUUUUGGCAAUUUUCGGCUUCCGUACCCGAUGAGGUCGUGGGGUUGGCGGGGUUGAUAAUGAUAUGUUGUUUUUCCUAGACUUGGUUCCAAGUCGUUGAUGGUGGUUUUUAGUCGUCCUAAUAGCCGAUCCCUCCGGAGACUUAUAGAGCGCGUGGUAGCAAAUCUGCGGUAAUUCUGCGUGGCUGAUGCAAAGAAAUAACCACAGUAUCAGACCUGAACCAAGGCUAUAAUAAUGGUUUUCCCCGCAGUCACACACGCCAUGAGAAAUAUAGCAGCGUGAAUUUGUUUUGUCUUCCGGUACAUCUACAUGUAUAGAUCGAGUGUUGAGUCCGUCGGUUUAAAAACCAAACCAUCCUGCAGUGUUUAAUUAAGGAACAUUCAAAGGUGUAUCGGAAAGAGCGACUGGAGACCAUUACACAGACUCUUCAUCAUGGCUACCUCUCACCAGGCAAUGCAGGCUGCAGUCUGUUUCCGUGAGUUAUUGGGGAAGGUUUUUAACGAUCUUCUCGAGCAGGUCCCUGAUCCAGCACCCUCAUUGAGACUUGAUUCGGUCAAAACUUCAUUAAGAAGCAUAUCUUUACUAUACAGGAAGGGGCUAUGUCGACCUAGUCAAUCUGAAAGGUCAAACUGGAAUGAUGCUGCUAAACGAUGCGCUUAUUUCUUCCUCUACUUCACGCAUCAUUGCUAUCUCGUGUACGUCUCCCUACAACAAGUCCGGCCAGUAAGUUGGAAAAAUAAGAGCAUGAUGAAGGUUUGUAGUAUUGGUGGUGGGCCAGGUUCAGACUUAGUGGGUGUCACUAAAUUCCUUCGAGAUGCAAACAGGUUCCCUUCUUCGCUUCUCCAAUGCCUUGUUCUGGAUUUGUUUCCCAACUGGAAACUCACUUGGGAUGCUAUUUACCCAAAUCUACCAGAUGAUUUCCAUGUGACCUACAAGAGAUGCGACCUCGUCAGAGACACAAUACUUCCAAGUGAUGUCCUCAGUUUCAUCAGAGAUGUAGAUCUGCUGACCCUUGUGAAAUCCUACUCUGCUGUAUCAGCGUUCUUCCGAACCGCCCCAUAUCGAAGAGAACUACUGCGUUCUAUUCUCGAUGAGCUGAAGCAUGGUUGUUUGGUGUUGUUUAUUGACAAUGAAUACGAAGAUGAUGACUUCGAGGAGGUGUUCGCAUCCUCCUCCGAUGCUUUUGAAUUGGUAGCUGACUUUAGCGGCAAAGCAAGCUCUCCUCAUGGCGGAUACUACGGUCUCAUAUCAUACUACUGUAGCCUCUUUGAUUACAAACCCAUGCGCUCCUGUAACGUAAUUAUCAAAGUUUUUCGCAAAAACUAUUCAGCCACAAGGUGCUGUCCGGAAAGGUCCUGUGCAAAAAUGAAGAAACUGUUUGACCCAGACACCUUUGAUGCUUCUGAUCGGCGAUCAACCUAUUUCAAUACAUUGCUUAGAUCACCACCACCUUAUGUGAGGAUGGAAUCGCAUCAAGCCAAUCCCCGACCGAAAGUCCGGAGGGCUGCUUUGCAGGAAGAUGACCCUCCUUACCAGCCUUUAAACCGGCCUACAACGGGACAGGCUAUCCUGCUUGUGGCUGGUAUUGUUGUUUUUGGUUUUUUUUCUUAUGUGUUGAGGCAGUUCCGAUAAAUAUGGAUGUACAUUGUACAUGCUUACAUUUUCCACCUGAAACAUAGAUUGUUUGAACCUAAAUCACCAUCCAACACGUGAAUUGCUUUUUAAAGAACAUAUAGGGGGCCUAUUUCUCAAUUAUUUUAAAUCGUUGAGGUAUGCUUAUCAACAUUUUGAAUGUCAUUUGUUGCUUUUAAAACAUGCAUUUAAAAUUAUACGCUAAUAGUAAUUAUGAAUUAUCCCAUUCAAGAGGGUUUUGCAAGAGUUCUAUAAAGGACACAUGAAUUAUAUAAUAUGAUCUUAUAUAAAACAACUUGUUUUACUUUUAAGGACUUGUAUUUCUCAAAGUGUUUGUUUUAUAUAGCUUAAACUAUAAAUCAGCCAUACUUGUGUUUAAACUUACGCUGAAAACUUACGCUGAAAUAAAUUAAAUUAAGCAGACAAAAAAACAAAACAUCCCCCCCCCAAAAAAAAAGGGGGAUGGGAGACAUAAAGGGGAGAGCAAGUAACACAAAUUAUCAACACAAAGUGGUUCGGCAUUUAAAGUGCAGGGAAAUAUUGUUAUACAUCUCUCUUGUUUAUAAGAAUGCUGCUGCUUUAAUUUCGUCUCGAGCUAAGGGCACAGGCCUGUAUUUAUACUACUUGGCUUAAAAACGACUGGAAGUAUUCCCCUUACAUCAUGCGAGCCAGGGUAAGUCACCAACUCUCGUUGGUACCCAUUUGUACUCCUGGACGGAGAGAAGCAAUUAUGUGACACAAGUGUCACAAAUAGGCUAGGAUUCAAACCCAUGUACAUUUAUACAGAACUUGAUUCGACUGCCUUAGAUCACUUGGCCACGACUCUCCAACCUUUAUUUAGACCAAGGCCCUAUUUUAUAAAGCUGCUUAAGCAGGAAACUCUGCUUAAAGUGUUUCUGCUAAGCAGAAAUGAGCAGGAUCAGACAC